Zootermopsis nevadensis is the source of this 7362-nucleotide messenger RNA. Lineage: Eukaryota; Metazoa; Arthropoda; Insecta; Blattodea; Termopsidae. The record is from RefSeq and is a predicted model, not a curated record.
CUUGCGCAUGCCCGACGUUCUCAGAGUUAGGUUCAGCCGCCAUUGCAAUUUCAAGAAGUGAUAGUGCUUCGAGUUUUAUAUAUUUUAAUAAGUUGAUUGUGUGUACGCCAUUAUCAGGACUAUCAAGCAUUCACACGUAAUUUAUUGACAGUUCAGUUUAAAAGACUUUGUUCGAAGAAAGAAGAAGAGUGCAUAAAUUAGGUGAUGUCUGCAGGCGUGUCAGACCAGCGGAUGAAAGGACAAGGGAAUCAAGUUUCAAAUGGCCCAAAGGACCACGUAGGUGAACAUGAGGAUUUUGAUUCAUGGAGGACCCAACAUCAUCAGGGUUACAACACCCCAAUCUCUACAUCGAUGGCUUCAGAUCCCUACAUGUCAAACUACUAUGGAACAUCAUUCCCGUAUCAGGCAUUUGGUGUAGGCGAUGGGACAUGGUCAAAUGGAGGCGAUCCCAUGACGUUCCUAGGUGGAUAUGGGGGCCAAAUAGGACACGACUCGUAUGGCAUGGAUGGGAUGUUUGGGGGUGGGGGUGGUGGUUUCGGAACAGCAUUUGGACAGCCAGCAGCAGCUGCAGCAGCUGCUGCAGCAGGUUUCAACUAUUUCCAUGGCAAUGGUGAUUAUUCAACAUGGGGUAACUCUGCAGCCAUGUCGAGGAAACCCCACUAUGAUGACUACUAUCGAGGUGGGGACGGUAUGUAUGGUGCUGCUGCAGCAGCAGGAGUGGGCAGCUCAGCAGGUGGUGGAGUGGAUGGGCUUAAAGCAGUGGAGCAGGGUAUGCAGGGAUUGGGACUGUCAGAUGUGGCUGGUGGGAGUGGGGGAGUGACUCAGGGGGUUAUAAAAGUAGUGGAUGGCAAGGACCUAUCCAAACAGCAGCAGGAUGUGGCAGGGGGCAGCAAGACAAGUGGCAUGGACACAGGAGUUGGUGUGGGUGGGGGAAUGGUGGCUGUGCAGACAAAUGUUGCACCAGCACCUCAACCUCCCAAGAAGAUGACAUGGGCAUCCAUUGCAAGUCAGCCUGCAAAACCACAGCCCCCAGUGACUUCAAGUGGCAUGAAGAAGAAGGGUCCAGGCAUGCCUCCUCCACCCAUGGUGCCUGGCAAACACAAUAUGGACAUAGGAACCUGGGAGGGAAAAAACGGAGGUGCCAACUCAAUCAGCGGACCAAAACAGCCUGUUGGUCCUCCUCCCACAGCAAGGCCGGUUUGGGGUGGACCAGUGAGAGGAGGUGGACCAAGAGGGGCAGGGGGCCCUCCAGGGGGUGGAGCAGGUGGAUACCCUCCUGCUGGUGCCCCACCACAUCACCAUCCAGGUCAUCACCCUGGUCAGGUGACCAUUCUUGCAGGACCCCAUCAUCCUCACCAUCCUCAUCACCCUCAAGGGAGUGGAACUGGAGUACCUCCCCCACACCAUCUUCAACAGCAGCCCCCUGGCCCCCAUCCUGGCAGUGUGAUGGUUCCCACUCCGCUGCCAUCUCAUCCUGUGCUUGAUGAACUGCGUGUCAAAAACAAUUACAAUCCACCAGACUUUGAUUUGUCAGCCAAAGGGGCACGCUUCUUUGUGAUAAAGUCUUACUCAGAGGAUGACAUCCAUCGCUCCAUCAAGUAUGAGAUUUGGUGCUCAACUGAGCAUGGCAACAAAAGGCUGGAUCAGGCGUUCCGAGAACGUGAGACAAAAGGUGGUGGGGGCCCUGUCUACCUCUUCUUCUCUGUGAAUGGGUCAGGACAUUUCUGCGGAAUGGCACAGAUGGUUUCACCUGUGGACUACCAUGCCUCAAGCUCUGUCUGGUCUCAGGACAAGUGGAAGGGACAGUUUUGCGUGCGUUGGAUUUAUGUCAAAGAUGUCCCAAAUGUUCAGCUGCGCCACAUCAGGCUUGAAAAUAAUGAGAACAAGCCUGUGACCAAUUCAAGGGAUACACAGGAAGUGCCGUUUGAAAAGGGAAAGCAAGUAUUGCGUAUUCUACAUGGUUAUCGCCAUUCUACUUCAAUAUUUGAUGACUUUGUACACUAUGAGAAGCGACAGGAGGAGGAGGAUAGCCGCAAGGUGGUGCCAGAUGUAGGUGGUCCUGGAGGAGGUCGGGGUGGAGCUCCCCCACAACAAGGACAGCAAUCCAGUGGUGGUCCAGGUUCUGGUGGUGGUGAAAGAGGUGGCGGUCACCAUGGGGCUGGGAUGCCUCCUCAGCAGAAGGAUCGAGAUGGUGGUGGCAGAGGUAGAGGAAGAGGGGGAAGAAAUUAACAAGGAAAUUGUCCCCCUUAGCUUACUUCAAUUAUAUACCACAUUGUAUAACUGUUUUGAUUUAAAGAAUUCUGUACUAGAGGGUGAAUUUUCUAUUUUUUUUGUUUUUAAUGUUUUUGUUCUAGAAGAAAAAUGUGUAUGGACUUUGUGUGUAGAGGAAAGGUAUUCAGAACAUUUGCAUAUUUACACAUCUAACUAAUGAUUGUUUCCACUGUCACAUUUGUGUAAGGAUAAACUUGCUUGCUUUAACCUUGCAGUCAGACAUCAAGUAUGUUACUGUUUCCUCAAGGUAUUUAUGGAAGUGUGAUUUUUCUUGAAGCCAUCCUCCAUAUUGAUUCUUACACCUUUCUAAUAUAUGUGAUGCCUUAACUCACUUGGCACCAUCCUUUCUUUGCUUCUUGAGUUAUGGGUAUUGUGCAGGCACAUCAUGUUUAUUUUGCAAAACGUUGCUCCUUGCUAGUGUAUUGCAAGCCAGACUUUAAUGGCCUUUGAGUAUGGCAUGAAAGAACCUUAAUAUGUUUAUCAUCUGUUUAUUUAGGGAAUUCACUUAUUUAAAAAUGGAUUGUUCAGUCAUGUUUGGGAAGAAAUAAUUGUUUUUUUAUAUAAUCCUUUGGAGGAUGAACUGAAAUUUGCACUCAAAGAUUGCAUUUUGCAUCUACAACUGUACAGAUGGAAAGUCAUUCUAUCUGAAAACAUUGAGCUUUGCAUUUUCUAAUUUCAGUCUUAAAAGAGAAACAGUUGAAAUUUUGCGAAAUAUAAAUUUGUGAAGUGUUUGCCUUCUUUAUCCCCCACCACUUCUUGAUAGUAGAGAGGAUCCUCAGUUUUUAAAUAGGUGUUGCAUUAGAAUCCAAAGGGUCCAGGAGUGUUCAUAAAAGUUGCAAAAAUUAUGGCAGUUGAAUUUUGUUGUAUUGUAUGCAUGUUAACUUCCAUCAAUUCACUUUCAAUACUGAAUUGUGAAAUGUUUGUGUGACAAGACAUGCAAAUGUGAGCUUGGCAGAAUGCGUCCUUAUCAGGUACUAUGCCAUUGGGUGUUGUAGAUGCUUAAAUGCAAUAGAGCCUUUCUCUUUAUUAGAACAUCACCUAUCCUGAUGGUUUACUUUCACUGAGUUAAAACAAAUGGCUGGAACUGGAACAGAUAUAUCUAUAUAUAUAUAUAUAUAUAUAUAUAUAGCCCAAAAAGUUGUCAUAUGUAUAUAUGUGCAUUUUGAACGUUGUAGUAAUUAAUAAUGAAAAAUACCACAAAAUUAAGAGAUUGUUUCUGUAAUUCUGGUUUUCUAGCCUCUUCAAGGCAAUUUAAUGGCUACACUUUUUACAUAUCUAUGUGCAGAAUUUUAUGUUACAACUGUUUGGCUCAACAAAUUUGUGGUAGGUGCAGACAUCUCCCAGUUUCAUCCCUCCAAGUUCCAUAUUUUUAUUAAAUCUGCAUACUUUAUAAAGAAUUGUGACAGUGUUGUAUGUUCACAGAUUGGCUUUCAGUAACUUGCUCUUGUAAUGGUCAUAUUCUUGACAAAGCUGUAUCUUUUGUGAUUCUUCAUACUGUUUUUCAGUGAAGGCAACAGUCUCUUUUACUGCUGCUUUCAGUUUACUUUGACAGCACCAUUAUGAAAUGAAAUGCAAGAAGCAAAGCAGGCAAGGUAACUGCAGUUGUUGCCUGCGGUUUUUAACAUCGACAGAACAGAAAUCUGAAUGCUGGAGAAAAGCUCUGGCAACAGAGUUUCUUACUAGGAUUUGUAGUUCUUGCCCCAUAACUUGAUCAGUAGCUGUCAUGUAUUUAUUUUCUUGAGAAAAGAGCAAGCUUCUGAUAGCAAUUUUUGCAUUUUGUGUACUCUGGCAGUGGACCUUAUUGGAAAAUGAAAAUGUCAUUGUCAUAGGUAUGUUGCCACUAGAUAACGUGUUAAUGUCUGUUUUAUGUACUGGCAGGCAUUCCUUUUUUGAAACAUAUUUCUUUGACAGUGCAGUGUUUUUGUAUCUCUUGUUAAACAAUCAUAGAGUGUAUGGUUAGUGAAAGAAUGUUUGGAAACAUUUCAGAUAUAAAGCUCAUACAUAGACCAUCAUUCCCACCCCUAUAAAUGUUUUAAGCUUUCUGUACCAGUUCAUCUUUUGCGGUACUGCUGUGGUUUUUUAUGUUCAUAAGAUAGCCACAGGUUUCUAUUAAUGACACGAUUUACAUUUAUGAAUUGUGGUCUUUCCUGAUUUAAUCACAUCAGAUAAAAAUGUGUGUCUUGAAACAUAGUCUUUUUAAUUUAUAAAAACGAUAUCAUAACUUGUGAAUUUGGAGAAGUAUGCAGUGGAUGUAAUGACCUCAGUGUGGAAAUGAAACAUGUUUGGACUUUGUUUUAAGAGGGCUUAAAUUUCAGUAUUUUAAUAAUAUACUGGUAUAUCAGUCUCUUUCCUUUUGGAUAUAGUGCAUUGUGAAUGCCAGGUUUCUGUCAACUGGGAAUAGGAAAUGAACCAUCUUCCCUUUGAUACAAAUUAGUAUGCUGUGGUAUGACAGUUUUGUACAAAGAGUCUAUAGUGUUUGGUCAUUCAUAGAAAUGCUUAUUAUAAAAAGUAUUUGAUAUUAGUCUUCCACAGCAACACAGGUGGUUUCUACCUUUGGGUCUCUUUAUUUAGGUUUCAGUUUACAGUUGUACUACUCAGACUGUAAUAGUUUUGCAACAUUUGAUGAUAGGUAGGACCUGUGGCUGUACACAACCAUCAAGAAAUGAAAGGAAUUUUUAUUCCACUGACUUCAAAUAAAAAAAGAAAUAUCCCCCCAGAUCUGUCAGUCCGCUAUGGUGAUAUUCUGGUUAAAGGACAUACUCUAAGUACUGCUAUGUGUGCAUUCGAAAAUGUUUGCUUGUCUGCUUAUUAAAAAUUUGGAUAUUCAUGCAAAUUUGAACCUUUUGAAGGGCAGGUUUUAGUUUACAUUCUUGGCAGACAAGCAGUGCUCCACACUUUGUACAAAAAUAUAUUUACAGUCAGUAGAAUGUUGGUAAAGUUUAUGUUUUUACUUACAUUUGUAAGUACCUACAUUGUGAUGUCCAUUUAAUUUUAAUGUCAUUUGGUAUCAGUACCUGAGGCCAAUUUACAUGAUUUUUUGAGCAUUUAUGAGUCAAAUUGAGGCAACAGUUGCCAUUAGAUUGGGAUAUUCUCUUACCAUGAACAAGAAUGGUUUGGGAUCCUUGAGUAGUACAGGAGCUGUAUACAUGUGAUGAUGUGUGUUAUAGCUGCUGUAGGUUUUCAAAUAGGCAGUUGGAAGCUCUCACCUUGUACAGCCUUCAUUCUGAUGAGUGCUGUGUUUGAAUGUCUUUAAAUCUGUUGCUUUUCUUAUGGACAAAUGGUGUGUCUGUGGUUUGUGCUAGUGUCAGUCUGCCAGUGUACCAGAAUGCUAACUUGUCUUAAUCCUCAUGUUGUAUAUUUGUGAAUUGUAUAAAAAAACAUGAUUGACUUUUACUGGUUGAAAUGAUCUGAUUGGUGGAGAGGCAUGGUGUUUAGAAAGAUCCACUGGAUGGUUGAAGCCUCUGGUUGCAGUAUGUGAAACGACUACUUACAAUAUUACAUAUUAUCAAAGGGAUUGCUAAAAGGAAAAAUAAAUUCACCCAGUUUAAUUAACUUUUGUGUUUAUAUGGCAAGCUCCCACUGGUCUGGUCAUUGGCCAUUGCCCAGUCACUAGUUGAGGGGAUGGAAUCGACUGAGGAGAGAAUAGUAUGGACUGAUAGCAACACAAGUGUUGUUAGGAGCUGUGAUGAUGAUGGUGGUGGAUUUUUGCUUUUUGUCAAGUGGAACAGAAUAGUGGCACUUGCUAGAUAGAGUCAGUGUGUCAUGAAGAACUGUUGUGUUGUGUUUUCGGAGAAACAAACCAUAGUGCACUCUUUUCUUUUAACUAGAUUAUUGUUUGGUAUGUAAACAAUUGCGACAGUAAACAAGACAGUUUAAAUCCGUAAACGGAAUUCAAGAAGCCUUUGUUUUUUUUAAAUGAAAGUUAAAAGAGUUCUGCAUAAUGACACUACUACAAGAAGAAACAUUUAACAAGUGUGUAGUGAUAAUCUUGCUUCAAAACUUCUUUUUUAUCUCAUAUUUUUUCCACAACCACAUUUAUUUAAUGUUCUUGUUUUCUUUUUGGGGUUUGGACCAUUUAAAAGGAAAUAACAUUAUUAGUGAGAAAAUGAAACAAAUAUGGAAAACAAAAAUUUUUGGACCCUGAAAAGAAUUAAAGACUGCAGUGAAAUUUCAAAUGAUACUUUUAAAGGAGUAUGUACUCAGAGAGGAAGUUGGCAGCAGUGCUGAACUCAUAGGGCACCAUCUUUUCUUUGAAAAAAUAUAAGUGAACUUUCUGAGAAGUUAUAAUAUUAACUUUGAAAUGGACCUCAAUCAAUUGGUAGCGGACAUUACAAUAAAAGAGCAGUGUGUGUGCGAGUGCAUGAUUGUGUUUUGUUUGAUUUUGAUGGGUUUGGACAGUGUUCUGUCAGGUGCAGAAAGAUUUUAGUGACAAGUAAAGAAGAUUAAUCAGGAGAGAAAAAAUUAAAAUAAAAUUUUCAGCAAUGAUAUUAGCAUUUAAAAGCCAUAAAUUGUUAAUAGAAUUGGAAUUUUUCACGUAAAACUGUCAUUUAUUGGCUUAAUACUAGUACCUUAAGGCCAGGCUUCUAAGAAUUAUUUUGGGUGAUGAUUGGGUAUUCAUAAAUGCCACAAAUGUAGAAAUUGUUACUAUUGUCAUGACCUUUGUAUCAUGUGAACAUUGAUUGCGAGUCAUGAACUUUGUGUGUGCGCAAAGCUUUGUCCAUUUUUUAACCCCUUAUGUAAGUUUCUUGCAAUGUGAAAGCAUGAUAUAAUGUUUUCUCUAUUAUUUCUGAUAUGUAUCUCAUAUUGCAUUACUUUGUGUGAACAGGUAUUUUGAAAUGGCAGGUUUUUGGUAUUUAUGAGGUUUGUAGGUGCAAAUGUAUUUCUUCUAGUAUGUUCACGUAGUAUGUUCAUUUGGUUAAUUUACAUUUCCCAGGUGCUAACUGUGAUGUUAAGUUCAUAUUUUUACUAUUUGGAAAGUUACUAACAUCUUUGUCAUAAAUUUUUCUUUUAAAGAAUGGACAAAGUUUAGGGGAUCUGACUAGUGGGAAAAUAUUGUUGAUAGCUAAAUAAAAGCAUCAAUUAUGAAAAUCA